Molecule: messenger RNA, 1786 nt
Organism: Lycium ferocissimum
Lineage: Eukaryota; Viridiplantae; Streptophyta; Magnoliopsida; Solanales; Solanaceae
Product: putative serine/threonine-protein kinase
Exons: 6
Coding region: 47-1192 (381 amino acids)
Biological process (GO): protein phosphorylation
Molecular function (GO): protein kinase activity; ATP binding
Source: RefSeq, a predicted model, not a curated record
UUUUUAAAUUUGGGUUUUAGUGUUAGAAAAUUCGAAUAUUUCAAUAAUGGCUUUUAGCUGUUUUGGUUCAUUUCUACCGUGCAAGGACGACAGAGGAACUCAAGUACAAGGAUUAGAGCUUGCAACCAACAAUGUGAGGCUAUUUACUUUUAACUCGUUGAGAUCAGCAACGGCGAAUUUCCAUCCAUCAAACAAAAUAGGAGGAGGUGGUUUUGGAGUUGUGUAUAAGGGGGUUUUGAGGGAUGGAAAGUCUGUAGCUAUCAAAUGUCUUUCUGCUGAAUCAAAACAAGGGACCAGUGAAUUGUUGACAGAGAUUAAUAUCAUUUCAAAUACGCGACAUCCAAAUCUUGUUCAGUUGAUUGGUUGUUGUGUCGAGGCUGGCAAUAGAAUAUUGGUGUACGAAUACUUGGAGAAUAACAGCCUUGCCAGUGCUUUACUUGGUUCUAAAGGGAAACAUGUUCCAUUAAAUUGGCCUAAGAGAGCUGCCAUAUGUUUGGGUACAGCAUCUGGUCUAGCGUUUCUUCACGAGGAUGCAGAACCACCAAUAGUUCAUCGAGAUAUUAAGGCUAGUAAUGUCCUUAUUGAUGAAAAUCUCCAUCCUAAAAUUGGAGAUUUUGGACUCGCGAAGCUUUUCCCUGAUAAUAUCACUCAUGUUAGUACUCGAGUGGCUGGAACAAUAGGAUAUCUUGCUCCCGAGUAUGCCUUGUUAGGACAGCUCACGAAAAAGGCUGAUGUCUAUAGUUUCGGAGUUCUUGUUCUCGAAAUUGUAAGUGGCAGAAGCAGUAGCAAUGAAGCAUUUGGAGAAGAUCUCUUGGUACUAGUAGAAUGGGCAUGGAAACUUAGAGAAGAAGGGAGGCUUCUAGAUCUUGUUGAUCCAGAGCUUACUGAGUAUCCAAAAGCCGAAGUGCUUCGCUUCAUCAAAGUUGCUCUCUUUUGUAUUCAAUCUGCUUAUAACCAAAGACCUAACAUGAAACAAGUGAUUCAAAUGUUGUCUAAAGAGGUCAAGCUAAAUGAGAAGUUGUUAACUGAGCCAGGAGUCUAUAGACCACAUAGCUCCAAACAAUCGAGCUAUGGUAGCGGCUCCCUGACCUCGUCCUCCCAGGGAAAGAAAAAAGGCAUAAAAUCCACAGACCAUUUUGCAACAACGGAGUUCCAGAGUUUUCAUAGUGUAUCCGAGAUGAUACCAAGAUAAGCGCAACGAUGUGCUAUCCCAUUGUAAUGUUUCUAGGUUCUCAUAUUCUUUAGUAUUUGUAAAUUUCUCCUCAGCUAACCUGGGAAAUGCAAGGAAUGCAUGUAUUGGCCCUCAUUAGACCUUAGAGUAGCCACUUAUUAAGUUUCUCAUGUAAAAUAGAGCUACGAGUAGCUUGGAAGGAAGGAUAUUAGUAGUUCGAUUUUUACUACCGAGAGUACUUCCAACUAGAUACAUUCAAUAUGUUUGGUGACUAAGAAUAGUUUUACUCCAUGUAGCAGAUUAGGUUUCUGGUGCUGCGGUAUCUUAAGCCUUGAGGUCUUAUGGACGCAGUAGAUAGCCACAUGAUUUUCCUUCCGCCUCUCUCAUUUCUGCCCCUUGGAAACAUGGUACUCCAUACAACAUUGUCAAAAGCUUACUUGAGGCGUGCUUAAGCCCUCAAGCUAGGUGAGUAACAGGGGUGCGCUUUGCCUUGCUAAAGCAGCACGUCACUGGAUAUCCAGUCUAUUUUGGUCAUAGGUACUUUUUUAUUUAAAAUUGUUACAGAACAUAGAUGCUAAAUUGAUAAUAGAAAGUUAACAUGUAAUAAUAUUCAGA